Messenger RNA from Suillus discolor, 817 nucleotides. RefSeq lists its product as uncharacterized. The transcript is spliced from 7 exons. NCBI's taxonomy places the organism in Eukaryota, Fungi, Basidiomycota, Agaricomycetes, Boletales, Suillaceae. The record is from RefSeq and is a predicted model, not a curated record. The coding region runs from base 1 to 684 and encodes 227 amino acids.
AUGUAUGAUUAUUUUGCCGUUGUUGAGUCAGAGGGCGUAAUAGAUGUCAUUGUAGCAAGCCAAUUAGAGUUGUUGCCUCCUCCACCGCAGUUGUGUUCGGCUCCUCUAGUCGCAGUGGCCAUACACCCACGGGAGCGAAAAUGCGACCUAUCUGAUCCAUUGCCCAACCCAAUCGCCGAAACAUGGUCUAUAUGUGAGAUGUCGAAGCCUACAGCGAGUUGUAAAAUAAGACAAAAACAGAACUUGCCGCCUCAGGCUCCCAAACGAGAUCAUGUGUGUAACACGGCAGAGGACUCGGAGAUGCUAGUACGGGAAAUACAGCAUUCGGAGGAGUUAGAGUCGCCUUACCCUAAAAAUCAAGGAGACAAGACCCCGCCGAUCAGAGAACGUCAUCUUUGUAACACAGUAAGAGAUCAUGGUGACCUGCAGCGUGAUCUUUUAACAGCGAAUCAUAUAGACGCGAUGAGCUACAAACAUGAAGUGGAUCGGCUCUGCACAUACGUUGAAAAGGUCUUCACCAUGCAGCGCCCUAAUGGGUCGAAACUCACGGAAUAUAAGGUUGUAGAGCAGGCGACUACCCUUGAUCUUCGCAAACAUACCACGGGCAGAAACCUCGGGGUUGAAGGAGAUGACUCGCUGAAACGUGAAUCAUUGACUGAGGACGCUGUGAACCAAAAUCUUUAGUGGUUUGAUCAAGGCACAACUUACGGGAUUCCACGACUUGCAAGUGAGUUCAGCAAGCGUGUCUAUUUGCUGUCCUUCCCGACUGUCACGACCUGUAAGGAUAAAGUGUAUAUUAACUGUAUUUGCUCUGUCC